Molecule: messenger RNA, 5451 nt
Organism: Hirundo rustica (Barn swallow)
Lineage: Eukaryota; Metazoa; Chordata; Aves; Passeriformes; Hirundinidae
Gene: CDC7
Product: cell division cycle 7
Exons: 11
Coding region: 11-1684 (557 amino acids)
Biological process (GO): protein phosphorylation; mitotic DNA damage checkpoint signaling
Cellular component (GO): nucleus
Molecular function (GO): protein serine/threonine kinase activity; ATP binding
Source: RefSeq, a predicted model, not a curated record
UUGUUUUGUGAUGGAGCCGGUGUUGAAGUCUCCCUGUGAUGAACAGCACCCUCAGCAGGCUGAAGACUUCCACGGGAAUGUUGAGCAGAGCAGCAAGCUUUCAGGAGUAAAAAAAGAUAUUGAAAAACUUUAUGAAGCAGUGCCGCAGCUUGUAAAUGUGUUCAAAAUAAAGGAAAAAAUUGGAGAAGGUACUUUUAGUUCUGUUUACUUGGCCACGGCACAGCUACAAACAGGAUAUGAGGAAAAAAUAGCCCUGAAACACUUGAUUCCAACCAGCCACCCUCUGCGAAUAGCUGCUGAACUUCAGUGCCUCACAGUGGCAGGGGGACAAGAUAAUGUUAUGGGAGUUAAAUACUGCUUUAGGAAGAAUGAUCAUGUUGUUAUUGUUAUGCCAUAUCUGGAGCAUGAAUCCUUCUUGGACAUUUUGAAUUCCCUUUCCUUUGAAGAAGUGAGGGAAUACAUGUUUAAUCUGUUUAAAGCACUGAGGCGCAUUCAUCACUUUGGUAUUGUUCACCGUGAUGUCAAGCCCAGCAACUUCCUCUACAACAGGCAGCUAAAAAAGUAUGCCUUGGUAGAUUUUGGCUUGGCACAAGGAACCCCUGAUACAAAAAUUGAGCUUCUUAAAACCGCCCAUUCUGAAGACCAGCAGAGAAGUUGCUUGCAAACUAAUCCCGUUGUAGCCUUGGGAAAUGGGGUUUCUGUCACAGCACCUGAACAGAUAGCUCAACAGUCAGCCUCAAAAGCAGCUGAUAGAAGGUCCAGCUCACUUUCAAAAGUACAGAUGAAGCAAGGAAGAGGAGGAAAGGAGGACUCUGUGCACCAUUCUGUCCAGCGCUCUGUUUUUGGAGAGAGGAAUUUCAAUGUCUAUAGCACCACGUACCAGGAGAACACAAGCACAAAACUCAUAAAACAAUCAAAGGUGAUAGAUGUUUCAUCUAGGAAGUUAGUAACAAAGAAGAAGAUUAUUUCUACCAAAACUGUGAGCAAUGGGGCAGCCAGGAAAGCUGCCAGUGGUUGCCCUUUAAACCUGCUCUGUGACUGUUAUGCAACGGAUAGAGUUUGCAGUGUUUGCCUUUCAAGGCGACAGCAAGUGGCUCCCAGGGCAGGAACACCUGGAUUCAGAGCACCAGAAGUAUUAACAAAGUGCCCCACUCAGACCACAGCAAUAGACAUGUGGUCUGCAGGAAUCAUAUUCCUUUCUCUGCUCAGUGGACGGUAUCCAUUUUUCAAAGCAAGUGAUGAUUUAACUGCUUUGGCACAAAUCAUGACAGUUCGUGGAUCCAGAGAAACCAUUCAGGCUGCUAGAACUUUUGGAAAAUCAGUUGUGUGUACUCAGGUUGUCCCAACUCAAAACCUCCGAAGCCUCUGUGAAAAGCUGAGAGGAACAAAUAGCAGCUGUAAGAGAUCUCAGGGGGAAGGGCCGACCAGGUCUGAAAACAGCACAGCUUUGCCAGCAGACAAACCCAGUGCUCCUGAGACACUCGGAAAACAAGUUCAACACUUACAGAGUUUUCAGGAAGGUGAUGGUGCUUUGGAAAUGAAGGCAACUGACAUGAAAGGAUGGGAUCAGGUUCCUGAUGAAGCAUAUGACCUACUUGAUAAGCUACUAGACUUAAACCCUGCAACGAGAAUAACUGCAAAAGAGGCUUUGCUGCAUCCUUUUUUUAAAGACAUAAGGCUCUGAGAAGAUAACUUACUCUCUUAUUCCUUUCAUAUGUUUUGUGUGGAAUUGGAAUACUGAGGCAGCUUUACCUUGUUGCCCAUAAUAUUUACACUCAUUGAAAUAACGUCACACUGUGCUCUGAACUACUGAAAUUUUGUCUUGUACAGUUAGACUGUAAAUGUCAGUUUAAGAAAUACUUGCAGAUGCAAAAGUUACAUAAACAUCACUAACGUGGUCUUAUCCUAAGAGGAUUAUCAACUUCCGAGAGGUUAUUGCUGUGCAUACCUGUUCUCUAAGUUAACUUCGAUCAAAAACAACAAAGAAAAAAGAGUUUCAUAAGGUUUAUGCUUAAUUCUCAAGAUAUUCCCUUAAAAUUUACAAGUUUGCCUUAAGGUAAGACUGAAAUGAGAGUGUUUGAGAGACUUUUUUCUGUACUUGCCUAUCUCUGCUUUGUUCCUCUUUAGUACGUGGGGGACUGAAAAUGGAACAAAGUGUAUCCAUUUUGUUCAGACUAUUUUCAGAGAACAGUAGUUCUAUUUGGGAAGGUUGCUAGAAGAAAGGCCAGGUGCUGGAGAUUGUAUCAUCAAAAGAAAAACAUAACUUUUAAAUGCACAUUUUUGUUCCUGUCUGGUCUUUCCUACUUAGGCAAUAGUAAUUAAUGCAGUCACUCAUUCUGCAUAGUCCAUGUUUCCUCAGUGCCAUGGAUAACUCAGUAUUCCACAGCUGCUGCUUUCAGGAUAUCUCGGAUGCAAGGCAUAGGUUUGAUUUCUGUUUUGGAAAUUUUGUUUGAUUUCUUAAAAAAUACCUGUUCAAUAAAUGAUUUGGUUUUAUAACUUCAGAAGCUUGUCUAGAGACGCUUCUAUAAAAGUCAGGUAAGCUUUUCCUGUGGGAUGUUUCUGUUCAGGGAGUCUUGCAUGUUGGUUCCCUCCAUAAACUCCUCAGUGAUAGAAGACACUUUUUGGAUAGCUCUAGUGUGUAUGGCUGUUUUAGUGGAACUGUCUUAAUUAUUAAGGAGCUCUUAGCACAGAGUUAGCUAGAUAUUGUGUGGUCCUAAGGAGGAAAAUCCCUUACCUUCAACGUGCAAAGUAAGCUACAUCAUGUCCAAUAGAGGUUUCUCUAAACCCCUUGAUAAUUCUGGAGACUGAAACAUAAUACAGUGUUUUUCCAUGUACAUUUCUUGAGAUGCUGAUGGAGUUGCUGUAAGUUCUGGGCCAUUCUGAGAAAAGAUUGCUGCUUUGAUAAAUCUUGUAAAAGCCUUCUCAUAUGAGCUGAUGGUUAUGAUAGUGCAGUGAUCCUGAUACCCUGAUCAGGCCUGGGGCUGAAGAGACAAGAUUUCAAUAUUUUCAAAACCUUGAAUACAUAGCAAAUAAGAGUAAUGUUGCUCUGUUUCUGGCAUCUGCUAUUAGGGAAAAAUAUUUGCAGAUGUCAGAAUAUUGAUUGCAGAAAAUCUUGAAACUCUCAAGACUCUGGGGCCCAGGUCUUGUAAUUUUUGCUGUUUAUAUAAUUUCAACACAGCACGUCACUGAGAAAUUAUUUAUCUAAAGGAACUGUGGCCAAAUUUGGCAAGCAGUGCUGUCUGCCAGUGUCUGCAGAUGUAUUGUUUCCUCCUACAUUCACUCAAUGCUGUCUAUGGUCUUAUGAGAGCAUCAGCUGACAACAAGCAAAAAUAUGUCAGUUAUCUGUUGUGAGCUUUCUAAGCAGCUUCAGCUCUUAAGCUUCCCUGCUAACAGCCUUCAGCAGCUCCUUCCAUCAGCCCUACAACAAUUAACCUCUGCAUUCAUUUAAUAGCCAAAAAGAAAGUGUCAUUGCUAGUGGUAGUUUUACCAGAACAGUAAGGGUAAAUAAAAUUUGUAAGGAACAAGCUCCAUGUAUUCCAUAACAAGCUGGAAGAACACAUUGGUAUUCUUUCUUCCAGACAGCUAUUUAAAAUGUGGAGAUUUUUUUUUUUUUUCAAGGGGAAGGAUAAAAUAAAAAGUGCGUUUGAACUAGCAUAUGCUAAGGAAGUAUUUUUUCCCUGCACUCUACAGAAGAAAACCUUAAGUAAAAUGCUAAAUGCAAUGGGCUCUCACUGGGGAGAAAAAAAAUGAAGGAAACGAACAAGAAAACACUAGGGCUAAGCAGUGGUUGCCACUGGAUUUUCUGCUUCUCUCUGCUGUGUUUCUAAGAAUCUCUAAAAACCACAGAUAAGGUACUAAGAUUCCCUUAAAGUUUAAAUACCUGGUUUGAGAUAUUUAUAUACUGAACAUGAAUCUUGUACCAUGAGAGCUGCAAAUAGAAAAAAUUCUGCACAGAAAUUACAUUGCUUCAACAAAUGUUCUGUGGUUGUGAGGCUGCAGCUGGGUUAGUGUUAAGUUCUGGACACCCUGUAUGACAAGGUUAGUAACAAAUUGGGCAGAAACCAAAAACAGCAGCAAAAAGCUGCAUCGACUUGGAGAGAUUAAUAGAAACUGAUACCUAGAAUUCUGAGAACAGAAUGUUAGAAGCAAAUCAAAAUAUGUCUGUGUAUUUAGCAUUGGGAAGACUAACUUAUUAUCGGUACUAAGCCAGACUAGGUGAGGAAACUGACAUGCUUAUUAUGUUCAUCCUAGUUGAAAAAGGUUACAAGUACAUAAUUAUUAUUUUCCUAGCACCUUUCUGGCCAUCACAUUCUACUAGUGAGCAAAAUACAAAGAAAGAAGAAGUCUUUAGAGCUUGCCUCAUAUUUGUUGGUGAUGAAGAGGUAUGUUCUGAAAGAGGUGACAGAAAGAAAUUGUUUGCAUUUAGCAGGGGAUACCUGAACUUUCUCCUUCCUCAUUAAGGCAGACCACACAAGGCAAGAGAAGUAAAAGAAAAAACCCCAUCAACCCAGUUUUCUCUUGUUUGCCCAGUUUUGCUGUAUAGAGAAAAUGACUAACCAUUCAAAUCACUUAGUACUUUAUGGCCUUAUGAAUUCCUAGUCUAUAAUGAAACCAUGCAGCUCAAGUGGUAGGCUUAUAGCAAGGACAGUUCUCUUGAGACGUUACUGAAGCAACGUUCUUACUGCAGCACAAUUGUGAAUGUUUUUUUGGUUGAGUUGGGUGUUUCUGAUGUUUGGUUUUUUAGAGCACAUAGUAAAUUAUUCUACUACUGUGGCCACAGCAUGUUCACUUCAGACCUCUCUUGUAGUUUAUCCAGAAAACAGAACAUGUCCCAGGUCAGUGGCAGUCCAUAUGUGGUUCAUACCCCUCUCUGCUGCUGUGUUCCUGGCUGGCCAGUUCAAGGGGUAGUAAAUACUGAAACUGGCAGACUGCACGCAGUGGGUGGAAAUUGGAUAAUCCCUUUGAUCAUAUGCUUACAAGUGCCAGCAUAUACAGUUUUGUUACCCUGGUAACAAAAAAAUUCUGAUACUGCUGAGCUGAGGGUCCAGUAAAUUGGAUAUUUUGCAUCAGCAUAACCUAGAUAACCAAGGGUUUUUAAAUAUGCCUGUUGUAUGCUUAAUUCUGCCUCUCCUAUGACUCAAUCCUUUCUACUUUCAUCUCAACUGACUGCUAGAAUGUUUUCCCUAUACAAUGGUUUAUUGUAUCAUGUUAAAAACUAACCACUAUAUGCAUUCCUGAAUAUCCCCAGAGUAUUAUUUAUUCCAUUUAUGGAAAAACUCACAUCUUCCUGUGGGGAUAUAGCAGGGAAGAGAGUGGUUUUGUUACAUGUUAUUUGGUUUCUUGCAUAAAGUUCUUCCAUAGUUUUCAGAAGAGUCAGAUUUUAAUCUAAGACCUAAUUAAACUUUUUUUUCAAUAUUUUGUUUCAAUAAUUCUAGUGUUAAGAAUGUUUUG